Pungitius pungitius (ninespine stickleback) is the source of this 6413-nucleotide messenger RNA. RefSeq names its product CLIP-associating protein 1-like. Bases 363 to 4745 code for a protein of 1460 amino acids. The transcript is spliced from 39 exons. Gene Ontology annotation, biological process: establishment of mitotic spindle localization; mitotic spindle assembly. Gene Ontology annotation, cellular component: kinetochore; cytoplasmic microtubule; mitotic spindle. Lineage: Eukaryota; Metazoa; Chordata; Actinopteri; Perciformes; Gasterosteidae. Gene Ontology annotation, molecular function: kinetochore binding; microtubule binding. The record is from RefSeq and is a predicted model, not a curated record.
UGCGGGCUCUACGGAGUCCGACGUGGGACACGCCGCGACCGACUUUUUCAAAUAACGAUGGUAGAUCGUGUUUUAAUCCCAAUGAAUGACUCGCGAGGAGCCGCCUGAGGCGUCGUUUCUCCCGGGAGGGCGUCCCGGACCCAGCAGGGGGGGAAUUACCACUUAUGACGGUAGUAACGGGAGUUUGAAACCGGAGGCAGAAUCGCUACUUUGGACUUUUCUUUUUUUCCCGGGGAUCGACUCAGCCCAUCCGGUCAGCGAACCUCUAACCGGUCACCGGAUCAAUAAGUGAUGAAUCAACCCGUGAAUAGCGGGGGAAUGCAGCACAUCCACCUGUGAGGGUGGAGGAUAAGGAGCCUCUGAUGGAGGAGCAGGUGGAGGUGAGCAUGGAGCAUCUGCUGGAGCAGCUGCUGCAGAAGGACCUGGGGAGGAGGCUCCAGGUGGGCCAGGAGAUCACACAGCUCAUACUGGACCAGGUGAGGACCCCCCACAUGGAGCAGGACCAGAGCCUGCUGGACCGGAUGGUGGACGCGGUGGCCAGCUCCUGGGUCAACUCCAGCAACUUCAAGGUGGUGCUGUUGGGGAUGGACAUCCUGUCGGCUCUGUUCAGCAGGCUGCAGGAGAGAUUCAGGACGCAGGUGGGCACAGUUCUGCCGAGUCUAAUCGACCGCUUGGGAGACUCCAAGGACCAGGUCCGAGAGCAGGACCAGGCGCUGCUGCUGAAGAUCAUGGACCAGGCCGCUAACCCUCAGUUUGUGUGGGAGCGAAUGACGGGAGGCUUCAAACACAAGAACAGCCGCAGCAGGGAGGGGCUGUGCCUGUGCCUCGUGUCCACCCUCAACGCGUUUGGAUCCCAGAGUCUGACGCUCAGUAAAAUCGUCCCUCACAUCUGUAACCUCCUGGGAGAUCCGACGAGUCAGGUGCGUGACGCAGCCAUGAGCUGCCUGGUGGAGAUCUACCGCCACGUAGGAGAGCGAGUGAGGAUGGAUUUAGGAAAGAAGGGUCUUCCUCAGUCAAGGCUGAACGUGAUCUUCAGCAGGUUCGAUGAGGUCCAGAGGUCAGGCGACAUGGUCCUGUCCCCGUUGUCAGACAGGAACCUGGAGGACGAGGACUCCGUAGACGGCGUCCGCUCCUCCUCGUCCUCCAAAGCCGCCUCGCUGCCCGGGAGGAAGGCGCCGAGCAUGGCGUCGCUCCGAGGCCCCGCCUCCUCCUCCUCCUCCUCCUCCUCCGCCGCCAAGUCAGCAGGGCGGGACGGGGCGGGAGCCUUGGACGAGCAGGACUUCAUCCUGGGGUUUGAGGACGUCCCCACUCUGCAGAUCUACUCCAACAGGGAGGUGGAGGACGCCAUGGCGAAGGUCCGAGACGUGCUGUCUGACGAUAAGAGGGACUGGGAGCUCAGGGUGGCGGCUCUGAAGAAGGUGCGCUCGCUGCUCCUGGCCGGCGCCGCAGAGUUCGACGGCUUCCUGCAGCAGCUGCGUCUCACGGAGGCGGCGCUCAAACUGUCGGCCAAGGACCUCCGCUCUCAGGUGGUGAGGGAGGCCUGCCUCACCCUGGGCCACCUGUCGGCGGUGCUCGGCAGCCGCUUCGACCACGCCGCCGAGGCCCUGAUGCCCAUCCUCCUCACGCUAGUCCCCAACAGCGCCAAAGUGAUGGCCACCUCGGGGGUGUCGGCCAUCCGCCUCAUCCUGCGACACACCCACUCGCCGCGCCUCGUCCCCGUCAUCAGCAGCCACUGCGCCUCCAGAUCUGUGGCGGUCAGGAGGCGCUGCUUUGAGUUCUUGGAGCUGCUGCUUCAGGACUGGAACACGAGCUCUCUGGAGAGACACGUGGGCGUCGCCAUGGAGACCAUAAAGAGAGGGAUCCAGGACGCGGACGCAGAGGCUCGCUCCGUGGCCAGAAGGUGCUUCUGGUGUUUCCACGGUCACUUCCGGCAGGAGGCGGAGCUUCUGUUCCAGGGCCUGGAGUCGUCCUAUCAGAAGGCUCUGCAGGCUCACCUGAGGAGCGGAGAGGGCGGGACCCCCGAUCGCUCGUCCUCCUCCUCGCAGGAGAGCCUCAAUCGCCCGAUGCCUGUGAAGAACACCGUGGGCUCGACCCGAUCCCGAGCUCCUCCCCCCAGGGCGCCGGCCUCCUCCGCCCCCCCCCCGGCCUCCCUCCAGCGCUCUCGCAGCGACGUGGACGUCGCCGCGGCGGCCUCCGCCCGCUCCGGGAUGCCCGCCGCGCCCGCCGCCCUGCAGGCGCCCUUCAGCUCGGCCGCGGCCCUCCCCCCCGGGUCUUAUGCGUCGCUGGGUCGGGUCCGAACCAGAAGAACGGGUUCUGGAAGUGGCCCGCCGGUGAUUGACAGCCGGGGGGGGGGGCGAGGGAAGGUGGCGUCCCAGUCUCAACCCGGCAGCAGGUCCGGCUCCCCCGGCCGACUCUUAGGCUCCGCCUACGGACGCGCCACGAGGCCCAACAUGGCGGCCGCCGGCCGACCCCGGGGUCACCACAGCCACGGCUGCAGCCGAGAGACGAGCCCCUCCAGAUCCUCCUCGGCUCGGAGCCGGAUCCCUCGGCCCAGCAUGAGUCAGGGCUGCAGCCGUGAAACCAGUCGCGAGAGCAGCCGUGACACCAGCCCCGCCCGGGGUUUCUCCCCCCUGGCAACGCGCCGCCACUCCCGCUCCACCAGCGCCCUGCCGUCUGCAGAGAGCUGCUCAGACCGACUAUCCCAUCACUCUCGCAUCUCGGCCGCCGUGAACGCCAUGAAGAUCCUGGACACGGGCACCGAGGUGGAGGCCGCCGUGGCCGACGCUCUGCUCUUAGGAGACUCCAGGAGUAAGCGGCGGCCCGUGAGGCGGCGCUUCGAGUCUCCGGGCGUGUACUCGGACGACGACGCCAACAGCGACGCCUCCAGCGCCUGCUCGGAUCGCUCCUGCGGCGCGGCGGCGCUCCACCUGGACGUCGCCGAGGUUCUGAACCGCUGCGCCAGCGCCAACUGGUCCGAGAGGAAGGAGGGGCUGCUGGGCCUGCAGAACCUGCUGAGGAGCCAGAGGAUGCUGAGCCGCGUGGAGCUGAAGAGGCUCUGUGAGAUCUUCACCAGGAUGUUUGCAGACCCUCACAGCAAGGUGUUCAGCAUGUUCCUGGAGACCCUGGUGGACUUCAUCACGCUGCACAGGGACGAUCUGCAGGACUGGCUCUUCGUGCUGCUCACCCAGCUGCUGAAGAAGAUGGGGGCCGACCUGCUGGGCUCGGUGCAGGCCAAAGUGCAGAGGGCCCUGGACGUCACCAGGGACUCGUUCUCCUCGGAGCAGCAGUUCAACAUCCUGAUGCGCUUCAUCGUGGACCAGACGCAGACGCCCAACCUCAAGGUGAAGGUCGCCCUGCUGCGCCACGUCCAGGCGCUGGCCCGCCAGAUGGACCCGUCCGACUUCCUCAACACCAGCGAGACCCGGCUGGCUGUGUCGCGGGUCAUCACCUGGACCUCCGAGCCCAAGAGCUCCGACCUGCGCAAGGCGGCCCAGGUGGUGCUGAUCUCUUUGUUCGAGCUGAACACCCCUGAGUUCACGAUGCUGCUCGGCGCGCUGCCCAAAACCUUCCAGGACGGGACGACCAAGCUGCUGCACGAACACCUGAGGAGCGCCGGCGCCCACAUGGCGGUUCGAGCCUCUCCGCGUGCGCCUGGCAGCCUGCUGACCUCCACCAGCCGCUCCCAUGGGGGGGGCUCCCCCAGCAUGCCGGAGUACGACAAUGAGAACCUGAACCCGGAGGCGGCCUACACCUCCCUGAGGGGGGUCACCGAGGCCAUCCAGAACUUCAGCUUCCGGAGUCAAGAGGAGCCCGCGUCCCCGGACCGCCCGGCGCUCAACACGCCCCCCCCCCGCUCCUUCGCCGCGCCGCGCCUCCGGGACUACAAUCCAUACAACUACACGGACGGCGUGGGGCUCCUGAAGGACCAGGAGGCCGCGGAGCCGCUGCGAGACGGCAGCCGACAGGAAUCUGUAGAGAACAAGAUGAACCCUAAAGGCUUCCCAGCCAGCCCCACCGAGCAGCUGCAGCUGGUGGGGGGGCUGCUGAAGGAGGUGUCCCAGGGCCGGGCGGGGGAGCGGGGCCCCGAGGAGCGCCGGGGGACGCUGCUGGAGCUGCUGAAGGUGGCCCGCGAGGACAGCCUGGUGGUGUGGGAGGAGCACUUCAAGACCAUGCUGCUGCUGCUGCUGGAGACGCUGGGAGACAAAGACCACACCAUCCGGGCGCUGGCCCUGCGAGUCCUGAAGGAGAUCCUGAGGAACCAGCCGGCGCGCUUCAAGAACUACGCCGAGCUGACGGUGAUGAAGACGCUGGAGGCCCACAAGGACUCCCACAAGGAGGUGGUGCGUGCGGCGGAGGAGGCGGCCUCCACGCUGGCGGCGUCCGUGCAGCCGGAGCAGUGCAUCAAGGUCCUCAGCCCCAUCGUGCAGACGGCCGACUACCCCGUCAACCUGGCCGCCAUCAAGAUGCAGACCAGGGCCAUCGAACGCACCGCCAGGGAGCCGCUGCAUCAGCUGCUGUCCGACAUCAUCCCGGGGCUGCUGCAGGGCUACGACAACACGGAGAGCAGCGUGAGGAAGGCCAGCGUCUUCUGCCUGGUGGCCGUCUACUCGGUGAUCGGGGAGGAGCUGAAGCCUUACCUGGCCCAGCUGACUGGCAGCAAGAUGAAGCUGCUCAACCUCUACAUCAAGAGAGCUCAGACCUCCACCAGCAACAGCAGCAGCUCCUCUGACAUCUCCUCCUACUAGCUCCUCCUCCUCCAUGUCACCUCAUUCCUGCAGAGCUCCUCCAGGGCCUUUUCUCCAGAGCGCCUCGUCCACCCACGCCACUGUCAACGCUCACCUCAUUCCUGGAGGAGAUGCUACGAGCUCCUCCUCCAGAGCUCCUCCUCCAGAGCUCCUCCUGAGCUUAGUCUGCAGGUGGAGACCUGGUGCUUCAUCUUGUUUCUUCCUGUCUUACGAGCCUUAAAACUUGCUGCAACUCCUCCGGGUUAGCUAGCGUUAGCGUAGCAUCCAGAGCUCCUCCUUCUAAAUGCAGGAGGACACCCGUCAGAUGUUUUGGUUCCUCCUGUAUUGAAUAUUGUAUUGAAUGUAUGUUUGUUCCUCCUGAACCUCGUCGAUGUGAAACAGCACAACGCUGAAGUCCAAAACCCCCAAACUUCCUGUCUGUGUGGAUCCAUCGGGUCCUUCAAUGAUCAGAAGAGUUCUACCAGCUGAAGAACCCAUGUGAUUUCACACAUUCAAUCAUUUCCUUCAUCACGAAUCAUCCGACUCCCUCAUGAGUCAUUUAAAUUUAGAAUAAUUUAGCUCUUUAGAUGUUUUGUCAUUUUAAUGACGAAUAGUCCCAUUCUACUCAUAUAACAAUAUUUCCUCUGUAUUAUUUAUUAUAUAAGUUUUAUUUUAAGGUCCACAUUAAUAUAAUUAUUACCAUUCGAAUCAAUAUUAUUAAUUAUGUUUCUAUUAUGAUCUUUUUCACCUCGUGAUGUAAUUUCAACAAUAAUAUUUUUGUCAUUUCUAUAAUGGGACCAAAACACACAGCUGUUAAAACUAUUAAGGGGAAAUGUAGUAAAAAAACCUUUUAAUUUAAAUUAAUUUGACAAAGUCGAUUUGCAUAAAUGGAAAUGAAACUGUCAAGUGUUGCAUCUUUAUAUAUUUAAAAUGACAGAAAAAACAAUAACAUGAUUUUUAUUCAAGUAAACUUUACCAUAAAUACACGACUGUUUGAAAGAGAAGAGGAUAAAUAUGUGAACUUAAAUGUGACAAUCUGAAUGAUUCCAUGAAUAUUAUCACGUGAACAUAAACCACGUUUAGCAAUAAAGUUCCAACACUGUUUAAACACACUACUAAGCUCCGCCCGCCCGGCAGGCGCCAGGGCGGGAACAAGCGCCCCAGAGAGGAAUGUGAAGCGGAUGGUUUAGAUCAGCUCUUAAAUUUACCCAGAAUGCCGAGUUCAUCCGUGGGACCGCAUGAACACAAACAUUCACAUUUGAAAAAUGUCCCCGUUUCCAGCCUCUAUGCUAAGCUAUGCUAAGUUAUGCUAAGCUAUGCUAAGCUAAGCUACGCAGCCUACACAGCGUCCCCGUGCUUCCUGAAGGCCUUACUUCUUCCCCCCGGACUGUUACAUGAAUGUAGAAGUGAUCCCUUUACUCUUUUGGACACAUUUGAACUACCAAGUACCACUAAUAUACACAAAGUCACCUCGACCUAAAACGAAAUGUAUUUUCCUUUAUUCCUGAACGUGUGCCUCACCGCAACCAACCACUCUGCUGCUUCACUAAUGAGCUGUAAAUAUGCAUGGCUCCGCCCCCUUAUUGUUGCUAUUAAUAGUUUUAUCCCACACUACACUUUAUUUAUGUUCUACUCUGUAUAUGUAUAUAUUUACACGCUUAGACAACUUGAAAUAAACCGUCAGACUUG